GCAGCAGGCGCCGGUUCAUAAGUCACAAAAACACACAGAAGAAGUGGCUGAAGAAGUCUUUCGUGUCAUCCCUUGUUUUUAUGUAUUCGGCUCUCGGCUGGUUUGUGUUGUUGUGUAAAGGAUGUUUAGAGCUUUUCAGAUGAAGAAUUCAGUAAAUCUGCUCCGGAUUCACAGGUUGUUGCUGCUUACCCUGAGAGACUCUGCACAUGAACGGACAGUCACUUCAUUGCAACUUUAUGACAUUCGCAGAGACACGUGCUUUAAAACCUCACCCACGUCUAUUCAAAACAUCUCUACACUUUCCAGGAGACUCUCGGCUGUUACGCAUACUUUCAAGGUUGUACAUCCAUCGAAAACAAUUCUGAUACGUGUUCCCACUCAUUUUCUGUUAGGUGAUAUUAUUUUUACGUCUCUUAGCAGAGCAAACAAAGCAAAGACUUUUCUGCUUUUGUGUACAUCCUUGUUAGCACCUCUUUCUGUUCUAGACUGGAGCAAAUGUACGUUGACUUUAAGCGUCGUUACAAAACAUAAAAAACAAAGCAAAGGCGGGGUCCUGAGCGUAUCUAACACAGACGCGGUGCUGUCAGUGGGACAUUUUGAAAGAGAAGCCCGAUCGGCGACUGCAGUCGAAAGCCGCGGGCUACACACAGAUGCACACCGGUGGAAUGCGUCGGACAUGUGUUUGUCUGCAGGAAACGAGGCGCAAUGCAAGCGCUCCCUGCAACCCAACGCUGCUCUAUACGAGCGUGGAGAUAAGAGCUGGGCGGCAGUACUGGUGUGUUUGUGUGUUGUGAGCGGGCAGCCCGCCUUGCUCUUCACUCUCAGAUCUGCAAAGCUGAAGGGUAGACACAAGGGAGAUGUCAGUUUUGCAGGGGGCAAGAAAGAUUCCUUGGACAGAACUGUUGUAGAUACGGCACUUCGAGAAGCUCGUGAGGAGCUGGGAAUCCACAUUACAGAAGAUCAAGUGUGGGGCGUCCUUAAACCACUGCGUGACACGUCUGGAAUGAUGAUUGCGCCUGUAAUAGCCAAUCUUGGAGCACUGGAAGCACAGUCAUUUAAACCGAAUCCAAGUGAGGUGGAGGAGAUUUUUACCCUGACACUUGAGGAUUUAUGUCAACCACAAAACAGAGGCUACACUCAUUUCCGCACCGGCGACCGUUACGGCUACACGCUCCCCGUGUUUCACAGUCCCAAGUAUCGAGUGUGGGGUCUUACGGCAGUGGCUGUGGAUCACACGCUUAAACUCAUCGUGCCUCCAAGGCAAGAGUUGGACCACAGUGUGGUCCGGUAGCACUUUCUAAAAUACCACCUAGACACUUUUUUCGUUCAAAUCAGUUUUUGAUAUGCUGAGUUUUAACUUGAAUGAAUUGCAACUUUUACCUCUACUGCUAUCAUAAUAAAACCUGAUCAAAUGUUUUUGUGAUUGGCAUUGUGGUUUCUGAAGAUCUGACUUGCCCACCACUGGACACGUGUGUGUUUGUGUUAUGUAGAUUAAAGGAGUGAUCCAGAUUUAGUACAACAUGUACUCCAUGGACAGAAUCUAUGGCAUUUCGAUUUAACGAAAAAAAACCAUCAGAAAUACCCUACAAUGGAAGCCUAUUGGGUCAUUUGGGAUUAUGUCAUCACAUAGACAUUGUAAACACAUAAUCGACAAUAGAUUUUGAGUUGCUCUGUUUUUAUAAACUGAUAGAGAUUGAAAUGAUUUUCAGUGUGCUUUAAACAUCGGGAAAUGUUUUCACAUUCUGUAUUUCCUAGAGGAAUUUGAAUAUUUUUGCACAAAUGAAUUUGAAUACACUGGUUUUAAUUAACUUAAUUAAUCAAACAUUAAAACGGCUCUGUUAUUGUGUGUUCUCUUCAUGUUUGUUUAUAGAAAUUUUAGCUGGUCUUUGUGAUCUGCUUGAAUCGGCUCGGAAUAUCGAAGGUUACGUCUAAUGACGAUUGAAUGAUGACAGGUACUGUUGUGAAUAGAGCGGUGAUGUUUAUACAUGAGCAGAAUGACUUUUGUGCAUGAAUGUAGCAAUAACAGGCUAGGUCUCAGAGUCAUUUUUCUUCAAACAAAAGGAAAAUGGUUCAAUCCUUUGAACCUGUCACUGUUUUCAUAUACAGUUUGUUGUGUUUGAGUGACAGAGUGAUGUAUUUGACAAAUAAAGCA
This is a messenger RNA of Triplophysa rosa, 2152 nucleotides long. It is a transcript of the gene nudt8, whose product is annotated as nudix (nucleoside diphosphate linked moiety X)-type motif 8. The transcript has 5 exons. Bases 122 to 1291 code for a protein of 389 amino acids. The record is from RefSeq and is a predicted model, not a curated record. NCBI's taxonomy places the organism in Eukaryota, Metazoa, Chordata, Actinopteri, Cypriniformes, Nemacheilidae. Gene Ontology annotation, molecular function: coenzyme A diphosphatase activity.